GCCAAAGAUUCCAGCUUCCACCAGUGCACUCGCUCAGCCUACAUACAAUACACAGCUUCACAAGAUGCUAUAGCCUCGCAACAUCCAACGCCAUAUCUUUUUCUACAUGUAAUCGAACCAAGCCGCAGCCCAUCAUGGCUAUAUCCACAGCCGCAGCCCGGCUGCGGCGUACAUUCCACUACCCCGACGACGAAGGCGACUCCUCGAACCAGGAAGUGCUGGACGAGCAAGAACAAGAAGCCGUCAUAACCCAGCUCGUAACCGAACGAAACACGCACAACGCCUCCCUGCUCCGCCUGCUCUUCCUUCUCCCGGCCUUGUCGUGCCUGCCCUUCCUGCUCCGUGUCCUAUCCCUCCUUCUCUCACCUUUCUCCACAUCGUCUUCAUCACAACAUGGUACAACCAACAGCCCGUCACUGCUGCUCUCCCUCUUGGGACUGACCUCCCUGGCCGCGACGACGUGGCUGCUAUACCGGCUCGACACCACGCAGACGGGGUUCGCCUUUCUCGAUGGGUCGGCAUACUCCUCUCCCUCUCCAGGUAUAGGGUUAGGUUCAGCGAGCCGCGGAUCCGACAUCAUGGGUGGCAGGAGGAGAAGAGGAAGGGGAAGGGGCGUGGUGGAUCUUCGCGGGCUGUUGGGCGGCAGCUACUCUGCUGAUGGGUCGCCUUUGGAACGGUACCUGCCGUACCUGAAUCUCGGGCUUGCAGGGCUGGCCUUGGUGACGGGGCUGCUGCACACGGCAAAGAGUUCGGGGCUGGAAACGGCCGGGGUGAGUCCCAUCCUACUCGGGGCCUUACCAGGGGUGGUGUACGCCGCCGUGGUAGGGUUCAAGGUGGCUAUGAAGACGGGCGCGGAUCCCGAGAAGGAAUUGGGCCGGCUGCGGUAUGGUUAUAAGGGUGCAUAGGGUCAAAAAGAGCGGUUUUUGGUAACAUUCGGGUGAUCGACAAAGAGAGCCAACGAGAAAAAGAGACUUGAUACCUGGGGCGUUGGCAUGGAUAUUGAUGAUCCUGCUGUUGGACGACCUCUUUCUGUUGUGUACCCGAUGUAAACCAUGCCGCCGUCUCAUCUUACGUCUACACGUCUAUUGAUUCAUUAAACCGUAGCACGCCAUUCCCCUUCAGCACCCCGUCAACCCCCUUCGGCAGACGCGGGAACGGAUCAGCCAACGGCCCAAGGUCGGGCGACCUCAAAGCCUGGCCUGACUUGUCCACGACAAGCGCCAGACCAUGCGACUUGAUGGCAUCCACUAGCGCAGGCACCAUGUC
This is a messenger RNA of Canariomyces notabilis, 1266 nucleotides long. RefSeq lists its product as uncharacterized. The transcript is spliced from 2 exons. The record is from RefSeq and is a predicted model, not a curated record. NCBI's taxonomy places the organism in Eukaryota, Fungi, Ascomycota, Sordariomycetes, Sordariales, Chaetomiaceae. Bases 135 to 905 code for a protein of 256 amino acids.